CACUGUACAACGUGCAACACACAUUGUUGCCAUUUACUAUAGUUUUUGAAAGCAUGGUUUGGGAUAAAUACCAAACUUCAUAUAACCAAAGUCAAAGAGCAUGUUAUAAGUCGUUAGUCUUUAUCCUUGACUGUGGCAGAUAUGGGACUUUCCGCUGUAAAACGAGUUUACUUUCGGUUUCAGUUACAGACAGAUAGACUCGGUCGACGUUUGAGCUAGCAGGCUGUUGGGAUUAACUCAAUUUUUGUUGAGUUUGUAAGAGAAAUAUCGGUGUCAGAUUCCGUCCUCAGGCUAAUUUCAAAACUUCACAUCAGACUUGGUUGGUCGAAAGGAAAUAAUCUGGGCAUUAUGCCAAAAAUGAGCUACUUCUCCCCCCUACUGUUCGUGGGCCUGGAUGUGUGUGUGAUGCACGCCAUCCGCUUGGCCCAUAUCUCAUCCGCCAUUGUCUUCCAUCCGUUCAUCACCCUGUGGGGAGGAGGGCUGGCCAGGGCUUGCCUCCUCGCCCUCUUCACCCUUACCUCCCCUGGAAGCCUGCUGUGGAUGAGGAGCUUCGAGGGGAUUCAGAGCUUAGCGGUCCUUUGCUUCCACUUCCCUGUGUUCAUCACUCUUCUCUGGGCUCUAGAUCAGUCUACCUUGGAUGAAGUGUGGGGGUGGCACUCCUGGGAAAGGGUGUUACAGGGUUAUGUUGUGACGGCAGUGGCAUGGCUUUACUGGAGUCGAUAUUUGUCAUCGCUUUUGCUCUCAUGUGGUCAAUACAUCUCCUCUCUGAUGAAGAAGGCGCCAUCUGAGAAGCCUAAGGAAGACACCUGUGACCCUCUGAAGAGGCUGAUGGGAUACAUGCGGCCUUAUCUCUGGCGCUUUGUCGCUGUGCUGACUCUUGUAAUCCUCUCUUCUUUGGGUGAGAUGGCCAUCCCUAAAUACACUGGUCGUGUGGCAGACUGGAUCAUAAAUGAAGAAACACCGGAUGCAUUCACAGAGGCCAUCACAGUCAUGACACUUAUGACUUUUGCCAGUGCUGUGCUUGAGUUUGUAUGUGACCUCAUGUACAACAUCACCAUGAGCUGCAUACACACCUCAGUGCAGGGGUCCGUCUUCCAGGCUGUGCUGAAACAGGAGAUUGCUUUCUUUGAGGCAACUUCAACAGGUGAACUAGUGUCCCGGGUUACCACGGAUACCAAUGACAUGAGUGAGGCACUGAGUGAGAAACUAAGUCUUGUGAUGUGGUACACGGCGCGUUUUGCCUUCCUCAUGUUCUUCAUGGUGAGCCAGUCAUGGAAAAUGUCUCUGCUUACCUGUAUGGGACUGCCUAUCAUCUGGGUCAUACCCAAGCUCACUGGACACUUCCAUCAGACUAUUGCUGUAAAGGUUCAGGAGUCUCUGGCUAAGGCCAACCAGGUGGCCACGGAGACUUUCUCCAACAUGAAGACGGUGAGGAGCUUUGCCAACGAAGAUGGAGAGACAGAGAGGUACAGAGAGCGGCUGGAGGAGACUUACUCCCUCAACAAAAAGGAAGCGCUGGCCUAUGCAGCCUCUACCUGGGCUAACAGUAUGACGACCUUGGCCCUGAAGGUGUGCAUUCUGUACUAUGGAGGGACUCUUGUCACCAGGGGGCAGGUCAGCAGUGGAAACUUGGUGUCAUUCGUCCUCUAUGAGCUUCAGUUUGCCUCUGCUGUAGAGGCUGUCAUGCAUUAUUACCCGGCAGUGAGGAAGGCGAUUGGUGCCUCUGAGAAAAUCUUUGAAUAUUUAGAUCGCAACCCUCAAUUACCAGCAAACGGCACUCUGUCCCCCCAAGAUCUUCAGGGACACAUUCAGUUCAAAGAUGUUACAUUUUCCUAUCCCGGGAGUACAGACAAUAGCAGUCCUGUGCUCAAGCUAGUCUAA
Messenger RNA from Notothenia coriiceps (black rockcod), 1881 nucleotides. RefSeq names its product transporter 1, ATP-binding cassette, sub-family B (MDR/TAP) (gene tap1). Gene Ontology annotation, molecular function: ATP binding; ABC-type oligopeptide transporter activity. Gene Ontology annotation, cellular component: membrane. Bases 349 to 1881 code for a protein of 510 amino acids. The transcript has 10 exons. Gene Ontology annotation, biological process: transmembrane transport. The record is from RefSeq and is a predicted model, not a curated record. NCBI's taxonomy places the organism in Eukaryota, Metazoa, Chordata, Actinopteri, Perciformes, Nototheniidae.